UUUAAAAGUGUUAAAAAUUGGGUUAUAAAUAGACUUAGUUUGCGGCCAAAUCCAAUAUCGAACCAAAACUUCAUUGUUGUAAAAACAGUACACAGAGACAUCAUCUUAUUUCUCUAAUUGUCUGGAAAUUUUACGAGGAAGAUGGGCGAAGAGGCUGGAGUAGACGAUGUGUUUGAGCAGAUGGACAACGGACAAGACACUGAAGUCACUGAGGAUACGGAUGGCAAUGAUGACAGCCUUAGAUCCAACCGUGUGGACGAUCCUGAGUUGGAAGCGAUCAAAGCAAGAGUGCGAGAGAUGAAGGAAGAAGCGGAGAAGUUGAAGCAGCUACAAUCAGAAGUGGAUAAGCAGAUGAACCUAGGCAGUCCUCCAUCAAUCACAAGCCCUAUGAAUUUAUCCAUUGAAGAAAAGAUAGAGGUUGAUAACAGAUCAAUAUAUGUCGGAAAUGUUGAUUACGGAGCAACAGCUGAAGAACUGGAACAGCAUUUCCACGGAUGUGGAUCUAUUAACAGAGUUACAAUUCUGUGUAACAAGUUUGACGGUCACCCAAAAGGAUUUGCUUACAUUGAGUUUGCCGAGAGAGAUUCAGUGCAAACAGCUAUGGCAUUGGACGAGUCCUUGUUUCGAGGACGACAGAUCAAGGUAAACCCCAAGAGGACCAACCGCCCAGGAUUGAGCUCCACCAACAGAGGUCCUUACAGAGGUGGGAGAGCGCGUGGUCGGUCGUCUCGUGGGUCUUACUACGGCUAUCGGCCAGUCAGAAGACCAAGAAGGCGAGGAUCAUACUAUUUUCCGUAUUGAUUUCAUGUGUAGAUUCUUUGUAACUUUGUUGGUACGUCAAUUCAGCCAAAAGAAUGUGAUUUUAAUUUCAUCUUUGACGAUGCAUGUUUUAUUGCCUUUUGCCUAAAGACAAAACUUUCAGAACCACCAAUCAGAAAACAUUUCAACUUUAACUGUAUGCAAAAAUUUGUUCCUGUGUUGUAUAGGCUAUUGUAAUGUGCAAAGUUUUCACUUUUACAUCAAUUUAUGAUUAUCAGAAAUUUCCUUUAGUUUUAACAU
This is a messenger RNA of Macrosteles quadrilineatus (aster leafhopper), 1059 nucleotides long. It is a transcript of the gene Pabp2, whose product is annotated as polyadenylate-binding protein 2-B. The record is from RefSeq and is a predicted model, not a curated record. The coding region runs from base 142 to 801 and encodes 219 amino acids. NCBI's taxonomy places the organism in Eukaryota, Metazoa, Arthropoda, Insecta, Hemiptera, Cicadellidae. The transcript is spliced from 7 exons. Gene Ontology annotation, molecular function: RNA binding.